Messenger RNA from Raphanus sativus (radish), 1759 nucleotides. Its product is annotated as TMV resistance protein N-like. Gene Ontology annotation, biological process: defense response; signal transduction. The record is from RefSeq and is a predicted model, not a curated record. The transcript is spliced from 3 exons. Lineage: Eukaryota; Viridiplantae; Streptophyta; Magnoliopsida; Brassicales; Brassicaceae. Bases 125 to 1759 code for a protein of 544 amino acids. Gene Ontology annotation, molecular function: ADP binding.
UAUCGAGAUGAAUACCCUGACUUGGAAGAGUUUGAAGUGUGGGUUUUCCUAAACAUCAUUUCACACUUUUGAUUGGUUUGUUGUCCAGAGAGAAAGAGAGAUCGGUGAUCAAAACUGAGAGCAAAUGUCGGGGUGCGGUCCUUCCCGUCGUCAAUUCAAAUACGAUGUCUUCCUCAGUUUCCGAGGUGCAGACACCCGUAAAAACAUCGUUAGCCAUUUGCACAAAGAACUUGUCAGACAAGGAAUACGAACUUUCAAAGACGAUGAAACGCUGGAACCCGGAGACCGCUUUCCCGAAAGACUCCGUGAAGCCAUCAACACAUCGAGGUUUGCCAUUGUGGUUAUCUCAAAGAACUACGCUACUUCAAAAUGGUGUUUGGAAGAGCUUCGAAUGAUAAUGAAGCUUGAAUCGGAGAAAAAGGUUGAUGCCUUUCCCAUUUUCUACGACGUGGAUAUCUCUGAUGUUAGAAAUUAUAAAAGAAGUUUCUCUUUAAUAUGCCACAACCAAAGUCCCAGGAUUCCCAGCUGGAAAGACGCCCUUCAGAAAAUCGCAAACACACAAGCCAAUGAGUCAAGAAAAUUCAAAGACGACGCCACGAUGGUUGAGGAAGUUGUUGAACUUGUUUCAGACAAGUUGUUGUCUAUGUUGCCAAUGGACCUUGGGAAUAUUGUUGGCAUGGAAGCUGACAUGGACCAAAUAGAACAUCUCUUGGACAUGACGUUUACGACCAGUGAGGUUCGUAUGGUAGGAAUAUGGGGAAUGCCAGGCAUUGGCAAAACAACCAUAGCCAAGAAUCUUUAUGAAAAGCAUAAACACCGUUUCAAGACUCAUCACUGUUUCUUGGAAAAGGUGAGAGGACAGGGUACCUUAGACCUACAUAAACAGCUUCUUUCCGACAUCCUUCGGAAAAAAGAUUUCAAGUCACUGAACCUUGCUCAGGGAGCUUCUUGUAUCAAGUCAAGGCUCGUAAACCUAAAAUCUCUAAUUGUUAUUGAUGACGUGGACGAUGUGAAACAGCUGGAUGCCUUGGCAAAAGAGCCUAGUUGGUUUGGACCAGGGAGCCGAAUCAUCAUAACAACGCGAGACAAGAGCUUGCUCAACUCCUCAUGUGCCCUGUACAAAGUUGAGUGCUUGAAGGAUGAUAAGGGUCUCCAGAUCUUUCAGCGAUAUGCUUUUCUAGACGAAAAACCUAGUGCUGGCUGCUACAACGAUCUUUCAAAGAGGGUCUCUGAGCUUGCUCAAGGUCUUCCCAUCGCCCUUAAGGAUUUCGGCACUUAUCUCGUUAACAAGAAGAAAGAAGAGGAGUGGCAACAUGCUUUGAGAUCAUUUGAGGAAGCUCCUCUCGAGAAAACCAUGGCGGCCUUGAAAAGUAGCUAUGAUGGUUUGGAUAAAGUUGGUAAGAUUGCUUUUCUUCAUGUAGCAUGCCUUUUUAAUGGAGAACCUGUCCAACGAGUCAGGAAACUUCUUCAACAAGGUGAAGUAGGGAUGAAAGUUUUAGAGGAAAAGUCUCUCAUCAAUGUGUCUGUCGAUGAGCAUAUAUCUAUGCACCGUUUGUUCGAGCAGAUGGGGAAACAUAUUGUGCGUCAAGAUUCAGAGAACAGCCCUUCUCAGCAACGUAUCUUGUGGCACCAUGACGACAUCCGUCCAGUACUUGUAACCAAUACAGCUCUGCCACCAUUCCUCUUGUUACCGAUAAACGUCACUAUCUAUCAUAUGCAAUGUUCUAAAAUUUUGUUUAGGCGGAGCUUACGCAUCUGA